AUGGAUAAGGUUGGACCAGAAACUACUACUGAAUUAUUUAUAAAGGACUAUAAUUUAAGAAAAAAAGAAUUAUUUAAUUUUUAUAUUGAAUUUAAUAAAAGCUGUAACAGUGAUGAUGAUGAAUGUAAAGGUAUUAAUAUUCCUGAUUCCUUAAAUAAUAAUAACCUUCGUAAUCUUUACAAAAAAUAUAUCAGAAAUGUUAAAAACAUAAAAAAUGGGAAUUUUAGUAAAUUUAAGAAUAUAGAUAAUGAAAAAAAUAUAGAACAGCUUUGUAUAUAUCUGAAGUAUUGGAUUUAUGAUCUAAUAUCAAACCAUGUAACAAAAGACCGUGAUAUAUCGACAUUUUUUGAUGCUUGUAAUUCAGAAAUAAAUUCACUUUUUUCUGAUAAAAAUUUCCUUGUGAAUUCUAUGAAAUAA
Messenger RNA from Plasmodium cynomolgi strain B, 417 nucleotides. RefSeq lists its product as hypothetical. The transcript has 2 exons. The coding region runs from base 1 to 417 and encodes 138 amino acids. The record is from RefSeq and is a predicted model, not a curated record. NCBI's taxonomy places the organism in Eukaryota, Apicomplexa, Aconoidasida, Haemosporida, Plasmodiidae.